AUGCUGUGCACUUAACAACCGAAUCAGUAUGUAUGGUUGUAGCUAUUGAUCAACUUCCUGGAGGUACAGCUUAUGACUAUCAGAGUCAUAUUACAAAAUCUGUUGAUAAUCUUGCUAAGUUAUAUAGUGACUUCUAUAAGCUUAAAUACACUGAUGUAAGAAGCACUAUUAUCGGGAACAUAACAAAUACCAUGAGUGAUAGAGUAGCAACAAACCAUGCAACAGUCUCAAAGUUAAACCUAGUUUGGCAGAAAUCAUUAAAUGAACUUAACUGUCACCUUCACCCCUUGGACACAAUGACAAGCUCUUGCAGGUCUUCACUUAAAGCAUUAGAGACUUCAAAAGGGAAACUUUUUGGAAGAGACUGCAUAGCAGCAAACAUUGUUGUACAGCUGAACAAACUUCGUUACAAGGAUGCUAAAGGCGAUCCAAAGGGUUUUGUAACCUUUUUGGACCAACAUGAGUUGCCCAGAGGAUUGCUACCACGCUAUAGAGGGAACAGAUUACAUAUACUUUUUCACACAUGUGGUAUUUUGAUCCAUCAUUAUGCCAUAUUGAAGAUAUUUCUGUGUUCUGGCUUGGCGUUAUGUGGAGGUCUGCGAAAUAGUUUGUUUCAAGACUUUACAUCUGAAAUAGGUAUCCGUGAGUUGUGUGUUUUAGCUUUAAUUGGAAAGCUACUUUCUGGCCCUUGGAUGACAAAAUUUUAUAUUGCACCAGGUACAGGACUUGACUACAUAUCUGGCAUUCAGGUAGUAAAAGAUGUUAGGAACACUCUUAUUGAGAGCAGCAAGAAUCCCUUAUCUCUACUUAAACGAAAAACUGAUUUCUUUGGUAAUGAUAUUAAAGAUGUUGUUUUUGAUUCAAUAAUCAGCUUUUGCCCAGUAACUAAUGAAAUGAGUAAAGCAUUAGGUGACUGUCUUAAUGCUGUUAUUAGCGUCAUUGACAGGCAGUACAAGCAUCAGUUCGAAAUGAGUUCCAAUGAUCUUCUUAAAGACCAGACUAAGUCAGCUAGGCUUCACAACAUUGAUUCAGAAGAACUUAUGGGUAUGUUUAGCGCUGCAAAGCACAAAGCUCCUAAUGCUACUCUUUGUUUUCUUUCUUCGAAACUUCGUGCUUGCAAAAAUAAAACAACUGGUCUGCUUUGUAAAAAGCCAACUGAUAUUCAAAACAAGUUGAUAUUAUGGGCUCUAAUGCCAGGAAAAAUCGAUUUACAAGUAUGCAAUGUCAUAAUGAACUGAAGUUAGAACUGCUAAAACGAAUGGCAGAUAAAAUUCAGAAAAGGGAGGACAAAGACCGCAGAAAGGUAGAAAAAAUAUUAAAAAGUUGCAUGCCCGAUCAGGUAAAAGAAAUGUUUCCUGACCUAGAAAAUAACGAGGCCUCAGAUAUUGAAGAAAUUCUUAUUGGAGCUGCUAUUGGAAGAAGUAUUUGCCACAUGUGGUUCGAUAAUGCCAAUAACACCCAUGAGGUAUAUUACGGCAGAAUUGUUAGCAUUAAAAAGAAGAACAAUGAUAUAUAUAGUUUCUUAUUGGAAACC
This is a messenger RNA of Hydra vulgaris (swiftwater hydra), 1534 nucleotides long. RefSeq lists its product as uncharacterized. Lineage: Eukaryota; Metazoa; Cnidaria; Hydrozoa; Anthoathecata; Hydridae. The record is from RefSeq and is a predicted model, not a curated record.